AUGUCCGAACCGCGCACUUUCAAACCGGAACCCAUCACCCUCAUCCUGCCAGUGCCAGGGAAGUGUGAGGUUUGCGAGGCGCAAGCUGAGGAGCUGCUUCUCCGGUGCUCGACGUGUAAAGACAGAUUCUAUUGCUCGCCAGCCUGCCAGAAGGGAGUCUGGAAGGAUGAGCACAAGCUGUGCUGCUCGCUUCUUCCCGUGCCGCUGUCACCUGCCUCAAUCUUGCCCAGCGCAGCGCUAAGCGCGGAGGUCAGGCGAGCGGGUACAGCGUUGACGGAUAUCCUAGAAGAGUGGCAGCAAAUCGACGAGACAGUCGAACCAGAGCUGAAGAACCCCACAAGACGCGUCAUGCAUCUGCACAACCUCCCCGCUGAAUUCUUCUGGUCGGAUACCUGGGAGUAUCGCCUCAUGAAAGACGGAACGCCCCUCCCGGAGCUCACCCUGUACGCCUUCCGACGCCUCUUCUGGCUUGACACAGUCUCUCGCAUCCAGACGGCGUCGCAGUACGACGAGCUGCUGUCCAUACUUCGCACCACGGAGAGGUCGAAGCACCUCAUGCGCGUCAUCCCGGAGAAGGCGCUCGCACGGCCGGAUGAGUUGAGCCCGGGGGGGUUCGUCACGCGUCGCGAUCGUCUGCGUGUGUCACGCGUGACUGGACGCGUUGUUGCCGCGACGCGACCUGUUUGGUUCCGCCAUCACAGCAGCGCGUGCAGGUUCGAGAUGCCGACCGCGUAUGAGAAGCAGAAGGCUGCGAACAUCGAGAGGAACAAAGCCCUCCUCGCCUCUCUUGGAGUAGAGGAUGCGACAACCCUAGUCUUCAAGGACAAACCUAAGCCUGCUCCCAAGCCUAAACCCAAGAAGGCUGCGCCAAAGAAGCGCAAGGAGCCCCCUGCUCGCGAGGAGAAUGAAGAGCCUGACACCAUGGGGCGAUCUCGAACUCCCUUUGUCUUGGACGUCGGCCUGGUGGGCGCCGCUCUCAUUACAGGCGGCGCGAUAUCGCCAGGAAACCAGAGCCCGACCGUGUAUCUUUCGGAUCUCCGCAACCCUCUAUUUCUAACGAAGAUAUACCUGCUCUUCAUCUUUACUGGGGUCGCGGACCUGCUUUUUGACAACACCAACAUCUAUGACGUGGCAUACAGCCCACGAGUCAUCGUCUCGGCGAUCCUCAAUAUAUGCCUUAACAUGUACUGCACGAGUGAGGAUGCUGAUCAGUCUGGUCGUCUGCCGUUGAAGUUGAUGUCCGUACCAAGCCCUUAUCUCGUGGAGGAUCUGGAAAGCGGGACGCAAAGCUUUGUCAUCUUCAUCGAGAGUGCCGGUUUUUACCUGUCCGUCCCGCAGAGCUUUCUCUCCGUUGACGCUGCCAGACUAACUCCACUCAGGCUCUUCUCCGUUGCGGUCGUCGUCGUGUACUUGGCGGGAAGCCCGGUCAUCUUCCUCUUGGUUGACCUCGCUACCGUUAUCGCUGGCCUGGCGUAUAUGUUCAUCAACGUCCGCGUAGCCCUUGGCGUCGCGCACGAGGGCAUCCCCACCGAACCUAGCGGACUGAACUUCGCCACCGGUCCCCUGACCCAGCAGUCAACCGUUCUGGAUCUGGAGUUGAGGGACACCGCAACUGGUACGCUCUUCUGCUUCAUGAACCAUCGUCAAUACGAGGCUCGAAGGGGUCACUCACACAAACGAGAGAGAACAUUCUAA
Schizophyllum commune H4-8 is the source of this 1695-nucleotide messenger RNA. RefSeq lists its product as uncharacterized. The coding region runs from base 1 to 1695 and encodes 564 amino acids. The record is from RefSeq and is a predicted model, not a curated record. The transcript has 12 exons. NCBI's taxonomy places the organism in Eukaryota, Fungi, Basidiomycota, Agaricomycetes, Agaricales, Schizophyllaceae.